GGCGCGGCAUUUAGCGACGAGCUUCGUCUCUUACCGCGCGAAACUCGCUACUUGCUGGCAGAUGUUACCGCGAGUUUAUUAAAGUGAUCAUAUAACAAUGGGUUUACUAUAUGUGUUUAUGUUUGUUAUGGUGGCCGGAGUUGUGGCAGAUAGGAAACCCACCAUCGCUGAGAAACUGAGAGAGGAUACGGAUCUGUCGCAGUUCUUGGCGUUGCUGGAGCGCAAUGUGGUCGCCAACAUGAGUCUUCAGUACCGCCAGAUGACACUGUUCGCUCCAACCAACCAAGCCUUCCAGAGAUACACCGGAGAAAUGGACGAUUCGCUUGUUCUUUUUCACAUAUCAAAUUUGGCAACGACACUCACAAAUUUGGACUAUUCAAUAUCGUCAGAGCUAGACGGGAACCCUCCUCUGUGGAUAACGAGGCGCCGGGACUCUAUGCACGAUGACAUUUACGUCAAUAAUGCCAAAGUUGACAUCACAAGGACGUACCAAGCCACCAACAGAAAUGGCAAACAACAGGUGCUUCACGUAAUAGACCAAGUACUUCAACCCUUGUUGCCUUUAGGGCAAAGCUCCGUCGGCACAACCGUGUAUAACCCUAACGCCUACCAGUUUCUGGAACAUUCGGAUUUGUUCGAUAUUGGACAACAUCGCCUCAGGUCGUUCCGUCAAAAAGUAAACCAAAUCCCAAAGAAGGAUGUUUUUGAUGCGGACGGCAGACACACGUUCUUCAUUCCAGUUGACGAAGGUUUUAAGCCUACAACGCGAUCCGAUCUGAUAGAUGGGAAGGUGGUAGAUGGUCACGUCAUUCCCCACCAUGUCCUCUUCACACAGGCUACUCCCGACGGUGAAGAGUUCAAGAGCAUGGCCUUCAGUGAUAACGUCAAAGUCAUUAUCUCCUUCACUUCCACCCCUAACGGCAAAAAUGACAUCACAUACGUGAAAUCAAAUACAGUCGCCGGCGAUGCGAAACAUAGUCGUGGCGUUGUGCUGGCAGACAUUGUAAGAGCUAACAUUCCAGUUAAAAAUGGAGUUGUGCAUCUCAUACAACGACCACUAAUGGUGGUCGAUACCACCGUCGUAGACUUCCUUAAGGAAAAAGAAGACGGACCUUUGUGUAAAUUCUACGAAGUGAUCAUGGACUUAGGCGAGCACAAUCAGUUUCUUAACGAGCUUACUCUCGCCAAAGACAUCACACUAUUUGCGCCUUCAAACGAAGCUUGGAACGAACCAAAUGUGCAAAAUAUUAUAAGAAAUCACCAAAAGCUUAAGGAUAUCCUGAAUCUCCAUUUGGUGCGGGAGCGACUACCUUUGGACGCAAUCAUUCACAAUAAUAUGAACCAGCUUCCUGGCGCAAUAUAUCAAGCACCAACCGCACUGCAAAGGAAGUAUCUGUACUUCAAUGUUAUCAAUCAUCAAAACAAUCUGACUCUAACUGUGGAAGGCGGUGGUGUUAAUGCGACCGUGACACAGACAAAUAUUGCUGCAACCAACGGCUUUGUUCAUAUCAUCGACAGAGUUCUUGGUAUCCCUUACACUACUGUGUUUGAGAAAAUGAAGACGGAUCCUAUGUUGAACAUUACUUACAACAUGGGCAAGCGACAGAUGUUUAAUCAGCAGCUGAAAGAAAUGGAGCAUCGGUUCACAUACUUCGUGCCUCGAGACCACGCCUGGCUCAAGUUCCAAAUACGGCAUCCCACUGCUUACAAAGCGCUGUUCAGAGAGGAUUUCGGAUAUUACACUAAGCAGAUUCUGGAGCGUCACGUCAUCCGCUCGGAGCGCUCGUACACCGUCUCAGACCUUAAGCUGCUCGCAAACGAGACUCAUCCUUUCGUGCUACCGACAACUCGCGACCCGCUACGCUUACGAGUCAAGGAAUCCGAUAAAAAUUACUACGUUGAAUGGAACGGCCAUUGGAUCCACGUUUUCCGACCCGAUGUUGAAUGCACUAAUGGAAUUAUUCACGUGAUAGACGAACCGUUUGUCCUGGAGAGUGACAUUCACGUCACGGGUGGCGUCACUCGUUCGGCUUACACCUUCCCUCUCAUUACACCUUUUAUAAUCGCUAUUAUCUUGAACAACUAAAUCAGUGUUAGCCUGGAUUCCAUAUGUUCUACAUAAACCGGUUUUAAUCGAAUUUAUUCCAUACAAUACCAUUAAAGUCCAUUAAACUUAACAGUAGUGAUGUACCCGUUGCUAAUGUGUUGAAGUUAGAUAGUUACCAAUUUAGAUAAGGAAUUGUAAUGAUCUUUGCUUAUCUAGGGACUUUGCUGCUAAGAUAUCAAAAAUUUUAUGAUUUUUUUUUAAUGAAAUUAUUACAUUUCGACACUGCCAUCAGGAAAUUAAAAUAUAGGAAACAAAAUAAAAUAGUUAAUUCAUUUCAAGUUUUAGUGAGACGUAAGAAAACAUUUUUCUUGAGAAGUUUAACAUUUAAAAAUGUUUAAUAGUUUUCACGUUACAACACGGUUACUUAAAAACUAUCUUAGUAAUUCAUCUUAGUUGCCUGUUAAGUGUAUUUUAUUCGAUAAUAGUAUAAAUGUUUUUAGAAACCGCAUUUGAAAUAUAUGUAUUGUUCUCUUACUAUUUGUAUUACAUAUAAUCGUAAAAUUACAUACAUAUAAUAAUCUAAAUAGAUUUAAGAUUUUAAAUCAAAUACCGAUUAUUGUUUUUUUUUGUCUCUCAGUACCUUUGUAGUGCCUUCUUUGGUGAAAAAAAUCUACAUUCCACUUAUAAAUUUAUUAAAGCUAUAUACGUUGCAUCUCCAAGUUUUCUAAAUUUUAAUAAAGUUUUUAUUCAUAUUCUAUUUGAAUUAGGGGAAUUUUAAGUAGCUUAUAUUUACAAUAAAAGUAUUAAUUGAAUGAAGAAGUAAUUUUUAUUUGUAUAUAAAGAUGAGAGUGCUUAUUAUAAUGGUGCAUUUUGCGACUAUCUUACUUCGGUUCAACACUGAAUGGUUGAGAUCUUGGAGUUUAUCGUCCAAUUGAAGUUAUGAUUCUUAUCCAAAUACUUAGGAAAAUAACAGAGAUCUAGCAUCAGUGUUGAAUCGACAGCAAUUAUUAUUAUUAGUGAAUGUAAAUAUUUAUUUCUAAGUAUUUAUAAGUUAUUAAUAAAAUGUUUUUAAUAUGACGGACGCGACUGAAAUUCAUAUCGAAACAAAAUACCGUUGAAAAAAAAGUGCUAUUGUUUUUUAAACUAAAAAGAAAUUUUUUUGAAACAAUUUUAUACCAAACUGUCAUAAUGUAAUGUAAUGACUGAUUUUAUAAAAUCAUUUACUUUUUAAUGUUAGACAGCUUUCACUCAGAAAUAUUCGUAAGCAGACUAAGAUAAUAAUUUAUUUGAGAUAUAAAAUUAAAUUUACUGACAACAUAUUAUAUAACAGGAUAAGAGUAUUGCAACAGUUCAGCUAGUCUUUUGCUUUGUAAAUUAUUAAUUUAUAUAGUUAAUCCGUGAAAAACAACCAUACCAAAGUUUACUUUAAUAGUUAUACGUCAUGACGGUACAUUUAUUGAAAAUAAUAAUAUAAUUAUUAUCCCAUACAUACAUAAAUAUUAUAAACAAUAUUAAUACUUAUAAAAUUAGAUGUACGCGGGAAGUAUUGGCCCAGGACAAUAUAUGUUUGACCAAAAAUGUGCAACCAAUAGUUUGGUUAAAUGUAUUGGAAUUAAAAAUAAUAUUGAUGUUAUCUUGAAAUGUAUCAAUUAAACAAUGUAUUUAAGUGUUUUCUGAAUAAAGACUUUACCUAUGUA
Molecule: messenger RNA, 3744 nt
Organism: Danaus plexippus (monarch butterfly)
Lineage: Eukaryota; Metazoa; Arthropoda; Insecta; Lepidoptera; Nymphalidae
Gene: Fas1
Product: fasciclin-1
Exons: 14
Coding region: 98-2086 (662 amino acids)
Biological process (GO): extracellular matrix organization; cell adhesion
Cellular component (GO): extracellular matrix
Molecular function (GO): cell adhesion molecule binding
Source: RefSeq, a predicted model, not a curated record